Toxotes jaculatrix (banded archerfish) is the source of this 2006-nucleotide messenger RNA. RefSeq names its product WEE2 oocyte meiosis inhibiting kinase (gene wee2). Gene Ontology annotation, biological process: protein phosphorylation; mitotic cell cycle; regulation of meiosis I. The transcript is spliced from 12 exons. Lineage: Eukaryota; Metazoa; Chordata; Actinopteri; Toxotidae. Bases 68 to 1723 code for a protein of 551 amino acids. Gene Ontology annotation, cellular component: nucleus. The record is from RefSeq and is a predicted model, not a curated record. Gene Ontology annotation, molecular function: magnesium ion binding; non-membrane spanning protein tyrosine kinase activity; ATP binding.
CAAGCGUGGUGGAGGUGGCGGUGGCGGUGGCGGUGGCGGUGCGGAAGGCGACGUGUUCGCCCCAAGCAUGGCGAUGUUGUUUGAUGGGAUCAGCCAGCAGCUGGACUUCUCUAGCUGUGGAGAGGAAGGGAGCAGCAGCAGCGGUGGCGACAACAGCUCCGAUGACUGCACCUCCAGGAUCCCAAGUCCCAGAAUCCGAAGUCCCAGCUAUGCCUGCAGAACACCCAGGGUGCAACGCCACCGCAGCAGAAGCAACACCUUAUCGUCUCCUUUACAGUGCACCAGCCCAAUACCGUACGCUUCCUGGAGGAAGCUGAGGCUCUGUGACUCUCCCAGCACACCAAAGAGUCUGCUCUCGAAGUCGUCCCACCCUUGCUCCAGUUCCAAGAUAAGCUUCAAACAGAGAACCCUGUGUUUCACCUCAGCUGCUGCGAACCUCAUCCAGGCACCUUCUGUCAACGUGAAUCCUUUCACCCCUGACACAGUACGCAGGAAUAGUGAGCAGCAGUGGAAGAACAGCUGUAGGAGUGAUGAUGAUGAUGACUAUGGACGCAGGUUGAAACACAGCCUAACGUCAUCUGAAGAGGAUGAUGAGGCCUUUCUCCCACCAAAGAGGCAAGCUGUCCAAGCCUUCAUGCUGUCACGGUAUGAGAGCGAGUUUCUGGAGCUGGAGUGCAUUGGCGUGGGCGAGUUUGGGGCAGUUUAUAAGUGUGUGAAGAGGCUGGAUGGUUGCUUGUACGCCAUAAAACGCUCUCGGCGACCCCUCGCAGGCUCUGCCAAUGAGCAGCUGGCCCUAAAGGAAGUGUAUGCACAUGCUGUUCUCGGCCACCACCCACAUGUAGUUCGCUAUUAUUCAGCAUGGGCAGAGGAUGAUCACAUGAUUAUUCAGAAUGAAUAUUGUGAUGGUGGAAGUCUCAGUGAUGCCAUUGUUAAGAAGCAGAUCCAGUCUGAACUGUUUUCAGAGGCAGAGUUGAAAGAUCUGCUCUUACAAGUAUCCAUGGGUCUAAAAUACAUCCACAGCUCAGGCCUAGUACACUUGGACAUCAAACCGAGUAAUAUAUUCAUUUGCCAGCGUCCCAGCGCAACUGCAGUGGAUGAGGGGGAGAGUGAGGAGGAAGAUGACACUUCGGCAGGAGUCAUUUACAAAAUUGGGGAUCUGGGUCAUGUGACAUCAACCAACAGUCCUCAAGUUGAGGAAGGGGAUAGCCGCUUUCUGGCCAGUGAGGUCCUGCAUGAGGAUUACAGCCACCUCCCCAAGGCAGACAUCUUUGCCCUGGGCCUUACGGUGCUGCUGGCAGCUGGAGCUCCUCCUCUGCCUCAAAAUGGAGAUGAGUGGCACAGCCUUAGAGAGGGGAAGCUCCCCAAGCUGCCACAUGAGCUCUCACCUCCCUUCAGAGGCCUACUUCAGCUGUUGCUGGAUCCAGACCCGACAAAGCGGCCAUCUGCCAGGGAGCUUUGCAAGCACACAGUCUUAAGGGUGGAGAGGACUGGGAGGCUGGCUGCUCAGCUACGAAGAGAGCUCAAUGUAGAGAAGUUCAGGACAGCCAUGCUUGAAAAAGAGCUCCAGGAGGCUCGUCAGGCAGCAUUGUCACCCAGGCAGAACCUCUCUCCUGGGCUGAAACAUCCUGCCAAGAUGGGGUCUCUGCCCAGAACAGGGAGACGACUUGUCGGUAGGAAGACAGCACGUUCGAUGAGCUUUGGUUGCACCGGUUAUGGAGACUGAUGGGAAAGUGUGAGACCCAUAUGCCUGUCCUUGACACUAGCGUAAUGUGACUCCUUCUGAAAUAAGAUUGUGGCUAAAAUGCUGCACGUCCAUGUGAGAGGACAAUAUGACGAGCUCCUCUAGGCAGGACUGGUACUGGUAAUAACUGGAUGGACAGUCUGGUUGGGGCCUUCAUAGAGACUGGAGAGUUUUGGACAGCCUUGGUUCGAAAGGAUUCAUCUGACUCCAAACCUUUGUCUCAAGUGAUAAUUUCAGCUUCUUCUAACUGCUGCAGAACAAUGUA